Molecule: messenger RNA, 204 nt
Organism: Protopolystoma xenopodis
Lineage: Eukaryota; Metazoa; Platyhelminthes; Monogenea; Polystomatidea; Polystomatidae
Source: the annotation of a GenBank genome assembly
AUGGGGCUCGCAGUUGAUGUACCCGUCGAGGGAGGCCUGGCGACCCUGUGCCGGUUGAGUAUGCAAAUCUCUUUUCGCCCUCCCCUUCUCGGCCAGACAGCCCAGUUGCUCCCCAGAGAGACUUGUCUUCUCCUUCUUCCGGCUGUUUCAACCAGCCUCUCUUCUCGUCCACUAUUUUCUAGAUUAUAUCACGACCCUGCUUGA